Molecule: messenger RNA, 465 nt
Organism: Chlorella variabilis
Lineage: Eukaryota; Viridiplantae; Chlorophyta; Trebouxiophyceae; Chlorellales; Chlorellaceae
Exons: 4
Coding region: 1-465 (154 amino acids)
Source: RefSeq, a predicted model, not a curated record
AUGGUCGAACUGGAUGGCAAGACGCUGUAUGAGGCGCUGGGCGUGACCAAGGACGCCAGCCAGGCCGAGAUCCGCAAGGCUUACAUGAAAUUAGCGCUGCAGCUGCACCCCGACAAGAACCCGGGUGACGAGGGGGCCAAGGCCAAGUUCCAAACGCUCCAAAAGGUGUAUGCCAUCCUGUCAGACGAGGACAAGCGCAAGGUGUACGACCAGACGGGGUCCAUCGAGGACUCGGAGGAGCUGGCGGGGGAGAAGUUCAACGAGCUGUACCAGUACUAUCGGGCCAUGUAUGCCAAGGUGACAGAGGAGGACCUGGAUGCGUUCCAUGAGAGCUAUCGGGGCGGCGAGGAGGAGCGGGGCGAGGUGCUCAAGUACUACCAGCAGUUCAGGGGCGACAUGCGCAAGGUGAGGCUGGCACCCCCACACUUUGGGAUUUCUUGGCAGCUGGCAGCUGCCUUUUCGUAG